Pollicipes pollicipes is the source of this 894-nucleotide messenger RNA. Its product is annotated as SET domain-containing protein 9. The annotation marks the transcript as partial. Lineage: Eukaryota; Metazoa; Arthropoda; Thecostraca; Pollicipedomorpha; Pollicipedidae. The record is from RefSeq and is a predicted model, not a curated record. The transcript has 4 exons.
GAAUUUCAGUCGGCAUCUGUUCGAAGAGAAGUGGGUGGGUGCCAGGAUGAUACUUUGCAACAUGAUGCCCUUGUCGAUUCGGUCUUUGAUGUCCUUACUUUGUUAACUGGCCAUCUUUGUCCACUACAUGACUAUCAGAAGCAACAUGAAAAGGCAAAUCAGCUGCUGCUCACGCGGCUCGGCUUCCAGCUGCGCCGACAGCCGAGCCGUGCGCCCGGCGCCGGCGAAGGGGUGGUCGUGGCGCGCGGCGUCGUGCCGGCCGGCGCCGUCUGCUGCUGGUACCCGGGCACCGUCUACCUGCCCGGCGACCCGCUGCUGCUCGCCUCGCUCGCCAACCCGUUCGUGUUCGGCUGCGCGGACGGCGUGCACGUGGACGGGCGCGGUGGCGGCCUGAGCGGGCUGCUGUUCGGCUCGUGCGCUGGCCGCGAUCACCUGGGGCCGUUCCCGGCGGCCGACCGGUCGUGGCGCGGCCGCUGGCCCGCCAACCCGCUCGCCGUCGGCCAGUUCGUCAACAACCACGGCCCCGGCUUCCCCAGCAACGUCUGCUACCAGGAGGUGGACCUGCCUGCAGUGCCGUACCCGUUGAGGCGGUACCUGCCGUACGCCUGGUACCGGGCGCGGGUGCCGCCCCCGCUGCGAGUGGUGGUGCUGGUCGCCCUGAGGGAGAUCUCAGCUGGCGAGGAGCUCUUCUCGAACUACUUCACUGUGGUGCAGGAUAGGUGAUGUUGCUGGAACUGAAACAGCCGCCGUUAUUUCUAGUCAGCUCACUCCAUCUGGGCAGUUUACAUAAGUGGGAUGGUGCUACGCCACAGCUUUGAUAAUCGGGUUCUUAUGUAUCUGUCGUAUUGCUGGAAUCGCAAAAAUGUAUGAAACAAAUAUAUGCGAGUUUUGUUA